This is a messenger RNA of Hydra vulgaris (swiftwater hydra), 1191 nucleotides long. Its product is annotated as carbonic anhydrase 7. The record is from RefSeq and is a predicted model, not a curated record. Lineage: Eukaryota; Metazoa; Cnidaria; Hydrozoa; Anthoathecata; Hydridae. Gene Ontology annotation, molecular function: zinc ion binding; carbonate dehydratase activity.
AAUCCCUUCAUUGUUUAAACUUUAGUAAACUAAAUACAAUUCAGAGUCUAAAGAAACUAACUUGAAGGCAAGAUGAAGUUGGUUAUGUUGUUCACGAUUGUUUGUUCUUCACUGGUUCGUGGCAAUACUAUAAGUCAAGAAAACAGCGCAAAUUUUGACAAUGAGCUUAAUGCAAGCCAGGAAGAAUUAAUGAACAUUGAUUCACUUUCAAAUGCAACCAAACGAUCUAAUGGUUUAUCUUAUUCAUACAACAUGGGAACAAGUGAUGUUAACAAAAAUGGGCCUAACUAUUGGAGAAAAUUUAAUGUUCAGUGUGAUGGCAAUUUUCAAUCACCAAUAAAUAUUAUUAAAAACAGAAAGUCUGUUAAAGGAAAACUCAGAAAUCAGGCUACAAGAAUCAAAAUAACUUUUCCUGGAGAGUCUUCCUCUACCUUGAAAAAUAAUGGGCACACUCUGCAAUUGUCAAUUGGAAAAAAUAAACCCAAAUUGGUUGCUUUUGAUUCAAGUACUUCAAAAGAGUACAACUUACAACAGAUUCAUUUUCAUUUCGGAUGCAAUUUAGAAGAAGAAAGAAAAACAGGUUCUGAACAUCGUAUUGACGGAAAAGCGUUUGAUUUGGAGGUGCACUUUGUUUUCCAAGACAAUACUGGAGUGCUUUCUGUUGUUGGUGUUCUUUUUAACGAACAAAUACCAAGCAAUGAAAUAAAUAAUGAUUUUGAAUCUCCUGCUUAUCUGUUGCUAUCAAAAAAAGAAAAAUUUCAAUCCUCAAAUGAUAUAUUAAAAAGCCUCCUACCCGAGGAUAUUUAUGGUGAAUCAGGAACUAACAACUACUUUUCUUACAGAGGUUCUUUAACAACUCCUCCUUGUACUGAGGGGGUGCACUGGAAUGUUAUAGCUGAUCCUAAACCGGUUCAACAAGACUUUAUGAACUAUCUUCGAAAACUACAGUCUGACACGAAUCAUGAAGCUAAUGGCCUUCUGUGUGAUAACAGCAGACCUAUUCAAGACUAUCAACACACAGUUUAUUAUAAAUAUGAAAAAUGAAGAUUAGCUAAAAGAUGAGUUACGAGAAGUAACUUUCCUAAAGACCUACCGGAGGAGUUUUCUCGAAUAUUAUUAUUUGUAGAAAAGAAAAAAAAAUAUUAUUAUAAAAUGAUAUGUUGGUAUAUAAAAAUAUAUUUUUUACAAAUA